AUAGCGGAAUAAAGCCUUUUCCCAACUGCGUAGCGGCAUCUUCUGUUGUGUACCAGACGGAUAGACAAACCUUACUAUGGCAGAUGUUACGACUCAAGAAGAAGAGAUAAAGCUGGAGGAGACGGUUGAAUCUAUUAAAUCUGAAACUGACGAAACAUCCCAAGAAACACCAAAUGGCGUGAAAACAGACAAUGAAGAAAAUAAGCUCAACACAGAAAAAAAUGAUGCUAAAGAAAAGCCUGGCAGCAGAAGAGGAGGAGCCCGCUAUCAUCCCUACAAAGACAAGCAUGGUGGAGAAAAGAAGAGUUCUCAUAGGAACCGGGUGUUCAUCAGCAACAUCCCAUAUGACAUGAAGUGGCAGGCAAUCAAAGACCUAAUGCGAGAAAAAGUUGGUGAGGUUACAUACGUGGAGCUCUUUAAGGAUGCUGAAGGAAAGUCAAGGGGUUGUGGUGUUGUGGAGUUCAAAGAUGAUGAGUUUGUGAAGAAAGCAGUCUUGACAAUGAACAAGCAUGACCUGAAUGGAAGACCACUCAACAUAAAAGAGGACCCUGACGGGGAGCAUGCUCGGCGUGCGUUACAGCGCAUAGGAGGUGGACAGGGAGGUCGUGGACAGGAUAUGGGACCUGGAGGGAUGAACCUCCCUCCUUCCAUUGCAAACAACCCUAAUAUCCCACCUGAGGUUAUCCAUGGUCUGCAGGCUGGAAGACUUGGCAACACAGUGUUUGUUGCUAAUUUGGAUUUCAAGGUGGGCUGGAAGAAGUUAAAGGAGGUGUUUGGCAUGGCAGGUGUGGUGAAACGAGCAGAUGUGAAGGAGGAUAAAGAUGGCAAGAGUCGUGGGAUGGGAACCGUGACCUUUGAUCAGCCACUAGAAGCUGUGCAGGCUAUUUCUAUGUUUAAUGGACAGAUGCUCUUCGACAGGCAGAUGCAUGUUAAAAUGGAUGAAAAGUCUCUCCCUCCUGAUGAUUUCCCUCCCAUUGAGAAAGCCCCGCAGUUACCACGGGGUCUGGGUGGUAUUGGCAUGGGUCUCGGGCCAGGAGGCCAGCCCAUAAAUGCAAACCGUCUGAGUGGAGGUGGAGGGAUGGGGUCUAUGGGACCUGGAGGUAUGGAUGCUUCUGGUUAUGGUGGGAUGAACAGACUCAGCGGAGGAGGUGGAGGCGGCUUUGGAGGCAUGGAUAACAUGAACAACAUGGGUGGCUUUGGAGGCCGAGACAUGGCACCAUCUGGCAGAAUGGGAGAUAUGUACCGACAGGGAAUGGGUGGGAUGGAUCGAGACUUUGGCCACAACGACAUGCCGAUGAAUCGAGGAUUUGCAGAUUCCUUUGGAGGGAUGAGUGGAGGUUUCAGUGGCGGCAUGGGCGGUGGUGGCAUGGGCCACAUGGGAGCUGGACUAGGUGGGGGCAUGGGUAACAUGGGGAUGGACCGGAUGGGCUCUGGCUUUGACCGUCUUGGCAUGUCAGGAAUGGACAUGAACCGUGGCUUUGGCGGCUAUGGGGGUGGAGUAUCGGGGCACAUGGGUGGAGGCAUGUCUGACCGAGGUUCUGGGCCCAAAGCAGGAUGUCAAAUUUUUGUGCGAAAUCUCUCUUAUGAUCUGACAUGGCAGAAGCUGAAAGAGAAGUUCAGUCAUUGUGGUCAGGUAAUGUUUGCAGAAAUCAAGAUGGAGAAUGGCCGGUCAAAGGGAUGCGGAACCGUCAGAUUUGAUUCUCCGGAGAGCGCUGAGAAGGCCUGCAGGUUGAUGAACGGAACCAAGAUCAAUGGUCGUGAGGUGGACGUCCGCAUCGACCGCAAUGCCUAAAGAUUUUGUAAAAGCUCAAAGAAUCACACUAAUCUAUCCAGCUUCCCUGCCUUUUUCUUUUGUUUUGUUUUAAAAACACAAUGACUUGACAUCCCCACGUUGUCAUUUUUUGUUAGCAAUUUUAUCUGUGUUUUGUGUUUUGUAAAC
Oryzias latipes (Japanese medaka) is the source of this 1939-nucleotide messenger RNA. It is a transcript of the gene myef2, whose product is annotated as myelin expression factor 2. The record is from RefSeq and is a predicted model, not a curated record. Gene Ontology annotation, molecular function: mRNA binding. NCBI's taxonomy places the organism in Eukaryota, Metazoa, Chordata, Actinopteri, Beloniformes, Adrianichthyidae. Gene Ontology annotation, cellular component: ribonucleoprotein complex; cytoplasm; nucleus.